AUGCUGCCAGGGAUUGGCGCGGUUGCCCAAGGGUCGCUACUGCUGGGGGACGUUUCGAUUGACGGGGCGAACAUUGAUAUCGUGGUGGUGGACAAUGUUCUCCAGGCGGCUGCCAUUUCCCCCAGCUUCCGGAACCGUCAGCUUGUUUGCCCGGCGUCCGAUGUGGCCGCCCCUGCAUCUGGGCUGGAAGCGUUACUCUGCGGCACAAGUACCCAUGAUGUUCACCCUGAUAGUUGUGCUCGUUCGUUGGGAGAGUCGCCUGUUUGUGUUGAAGACAGCCCUAUGCGAGCUGAUGGGCCUAUCUUUGGGCCGUUUUCUCCAGACCAUCUCCCCAGCCUACCGUUGGAACAGGCUACUUCUGGAGCUCUCCUGGUUGCUGGGUUUGACGGUGCGAUUGUGGUUUCUGGGCAGACUGUAGCCAAAGAUGACGGGUGCAGUGCAGCAAUUCAGUCUGUUCUUUCUGAUGCUCCCGUGGCUGCUGCCACUGACUGUAAUCCUACUGGGCAAUUUCCUAGCAAGUUCCUAGCAAGGCUUAGCAGCCAAGUAGGACUGUACAGUAGACUAGACUUGACUGCUACAGCAGUCAACCUUCUCUUAGUUGUUGAGGUAAUUCUACCUGAGAAUGAAGCUGUCUCAGGAGGGGCUGCCUCAGCGUCGUCAGCUGCUCCAACUGAAGCAUCUCUGAUAGCUCAAGCGAUAGCUAAAUUGCCGCCAGAUCUUGCUGUCAUGGCUGAAGAUAAGAAGAGGAAGGCAAAAUCAUCAGAUCCUGGAUGGAAAUAUGGGUUUUGGCCAGACAUAGGGAAGAAAGAGUUCAUCCAAUGUAUUUUCUGCAAAAAGGUUGCCCCUGCAGGCAUUAAAAGGUUCAAGCAACACCUUGCUGGGGGAUAUUCUGAUGCAGUGAAAUGUGGUGAAGCACCUGAACUAGUUAGGCGUGAGAUGAAUGGUUACUUGGUCACAAGGUCAAGGACUCAGGUUCAGGUACCUACGGACACUGGGGUGGAGACAGAAACAGAAGAAGAAACAGAUCAAGGUGGAGGUGGUGCUUCUGCUGCUGCUGAAAAUGAACCAAAUGCUGGGACAAAGUCAAAGCAAGUUCCAAGUUCUGGGACAAAAUCAAAGCAAGCGAAAAAGAUAGCUCAAGCAUCAAUCACGAACUUUGUGGUUUCUGCUCCACCAAAACCUCAAACACAGAAGCAUUCCAAGUCAAAUGGAAUACCAUUGAAUGCUAUUAACUCAAGAAGCUGGGAGAUUAUGCUUGAGUCCAUUGGGCAAUAUGGUCCUGGGUAUCGCUCACCUUCAUACCAUGAGAUUAGGAAUCCACUACUUGAUAGGGCAGUGAACAAGACAGAGGAGCUGAGAAAGAAGCAUGAGGACGCUUGGAAGGAAUAUGGCUACACAAUCAUGUCAGAUGGAUGGACUGACACUAGCCACCGUCAUCUCAUCAACUUUCUUGCGAAUAGCCCAGCUGGAACAUUCUUCUUAGGUUCAGUUGACGCUUCAAGUGAGAUAACCAAUGCUUCUAUGUUAGCAGACUUGUUAGAGAAACAAAUUGACAAGGUUGGGAAGGAGUAUGUGGUGCAAAUUGUCACAGAUAAUGGAUCAAACUACAAGGCUGCUGGAAGAAUUCUUAUGGAGAGGAUCCCAACUUUGUUUUGGACACCAUGUGCUGACCACUGUUUGGAUUUGAUGAUGGAGGACAUUGGGAAGAUACCUGAGUUUAGCUCUUGCAUUAAUUCGGCUAAGAAGGUGUGUAGGUUUCUCUACAAGCAUGGGAGGAUUCUGGAUCUUAUGCGAGAGAAGAUUGGUGGUGAUCUUGUGAGGCCUGCCGUUACUCGCUUUGCUACUUCGUAUCUCACAUUAGCAAGCAUGCAUAAGAACAAACAGGGGCUGAGGAGUUUGUUUGUGAGUGAGGAGUGGCAUUCCAACAGCUUGUCAAAAAGUGCUGAAGGGCGGCAGGCUAAUAACACAAUCCUUUCCAUACCAUUUUGGACAAAAGUGGAGUACUGUAUAAAAGCAACACAACCCCUCCUCAUUGCUAUGAGGAUAGCAGAUGGUGAUGAAACACCAGCAGCUCCUGAGAUAAUGGCAGCAAUGGAUGCUGCAAAGAAGACCAUCAAGGAAACUUUGCGAGACAAAUCAUCAUUACUGAAUGAUGUAAUGGAAUGCUAUGACAAGAGAUGGGAGAACCAGAUGGAGCAAAAACUAUAUGGAGCAGCCCUCUUCUUGAAUCCUGGAAAGUACUUUGCCAUAAAGGAAAAGGAUAGGAGACAAGCUACAAAGCUAAGGUGCAUGUUUAAUGACAUUAUAUGGAAGAUGGUGCCUGAUGAGAGUGAAGCGAGGAAAAUAAGCAAGCAAGCUGAUGAUUAUGACAGGACUGAGGGUGAAUGUUUCUCAAAGAGAUUAGCAAUAGUAGAGAGAAAUAGCAAAAAUCCUAUUCUAUGGUGGGAUGCUUUUGGUGGCCUUGCAUUCGAGCUACAGAGUUUAGCAAAACGAAUUGUAAGCCUCUGCUGUUCGGCGUCUGGUUGUGAAAGCAACUGGAGCGCUUUUGCUCAUGUGCAUACUAAAAAGAGGAACCGUUUGGAGCACAUUAGGUUGAAUAAGUUGGUAUUUGUUAGCUACAACCGUAAGAUGACAUUCAGGUUUCAGAAAAUUCGUGAGCUCGGUUCUAAAGGCAAGAAAUCCAACCCAUUGCUGCUAGAAGAGUUUCAAUGGGAAAAUGAGUGGGUAGACAUCAACUGUGACCCAGUUCAUGCAUCUAAUGGCAGUGAUAUGCUUUGGACGCAUGUGGAUGAAGCUGUUGGUGCAACCGACCAGCUUAGAGGCCGCAAUAUGCUUAGGGCUGCUGCUGCUCGUGCGAGGAAUACUGUCACCCGCACAUAUGGGAGGAAUAACAAAAGGAAGUGUCCAAGUCCAAGGUCAGAUGUACCAGCAACUGAAAGCAGUGAUCAUGAAGAAGAGGAAAACAGAGUUGCACCAGAACAGCCACAAGGUGCAAGUGCAACAGAUGAAGAAAUGGAGGACCAGGGAGGGGAGGAAGACUCAGGCGGACCUGCAACAAAUGAUGGAAAUGAAGACUUCCAUGUGGACGCAGAUUUACUUCUCUAG
Messenger RNA from Miscanthus lutarioriparius, 3105 nucleotides. NCBI's taxonomy places the organism in Eukaryota, Viridiplantae, Streptophyta, Magnoliopsida, Poales, Poaceae. The record is from the annotation of a GenBank genome assembly.